Messenger RNA from Rubroshorea leprosula, 1697 nucleotides. Lineage: Eukaryota; Viridiplantae; Streptophyta; Magnoliopsida; Malvales; Dipterocarpaceae. The record is from the annotation of a GenBank genome assembly.
GAAAGCAUAAUCGGGUGGAGAUCUCAGUCUUCCUCUUUUUCUUUACAUCUGCAACUUUGUCACUUUUGCCACCAUUGUCACUGGUGCUUUGUCGUUCCAUACUGCCGUGUACUGGAACUAGUUCUCUUUCUUUUUGGGUCAACUUUCAUUGAAAACUUUGAGUCUCCUUUAGUAGCUUUUGAGAGAGUUUUUGAGGGUAGAUUUCUCUACAUUUCAAGCUUCUCUUUAACGUUUUUAUCAUUCAUCUUACUUUCUAUCUUUAUUCCAUCCUCGUGUCUUGUCUAGUCUCAAAGGAAUUGAAUCUCCCUUCUUUUUCCUUUCUACCCACUAUUAUUUCAUCACCCACACCUGUUUUUCUCUACCCUCUUAGUCCCUUUCGCCUCUCAAUGCAAAUUAAUUAGAAGAAUCUGAUACCCCCAACAAUCGGAAAUUCUAUAAUAACCCAAGAAAUGGAUCGUCAUUCUGUAUGUCCAGUCAAAUAUACCGAGCACCGUCAUCUCACCAAGUUAGUCACACCAAUUCCCAAUGUGGGAAUGGAAUGUGAGAAGCAAAUGAAGCCCAGAGUUGUGCGGAUUUCAGUUACGGAUGCAGACGCUACAGACUCCUCUAGCGACGAAGAAAGCAGUGUCUGCAGAAGGAGUAGAGUCAGGAGGUUCGUUAAUGAGAUAACAAUCGAGUCUCCUUGCACCGGCCUGCAAGACGGCGUUUGGAACAGGUCGACGACGGGCCGAAGCAACCGGAAGAGGACAGCAUCCACUGGCGCCAAUGUCAAAGCUCCGGCCAGUUUUCCUGCAGAAAAGAAGUUCAGGGGAGUACGGCAACGGCCGUGGGGCAAAUGGGCUGCUGAGAUUAGGGACCCCAUGAGGCGCGUACGACUCUGGUUGGGCACCUACGACACCGCCGAGGAAGCGGCGAUUGUCUACGACAACGCGGCUAUCCAGUUGCGUGGACCAGACGCGCUCACCAACUUCAUUACUCCUCCGCAAAAGUCGCUCCCAGAUAAAGACAACCAGAAACCGUCAUCCUCCUUGGAUUACAUUUCCGGCGACGAUUCUCACUCUCACAGUAACAACGUCUGCUCUCCAACUUCCGUUCUCCGGUGUCCCUCACCUUCUGCCGAAGAAGUCGAUUCCCAAAGCCUUAAAGAAUCGCCAUCAGCUCUCGGUAUCAUCAACGAAACUCAAGAAGAAUCCAGCAUAUCGGGAGUAAAAUUCCCGGAUUUCUUCGAUUACUCGCCGUUCACAAACGAAAUAUUCAGUUCCGUCCCGAGUUUCCUCGACGAGACGGGUUUAGAGGACGGGUUUUUGAAGGAGAAUUUCAGCAGCACAUUAUUCGACUCGGGUACGGAUUCCGGGUAUGGCCUCGGAUUCUCUAAUUGGAAUUCGGAGGACCAUUUUCAAGAUCUCGGGGACUUGUUCGCGUUGGAUCCUCUGGUGGACAUUUGAUUAUAUCGGCAAUUUCUCACGUGAUGCUACUAUGGGCGGGAACUGAAAAUAUCGGCGAGUUUUUUUUUUUUUUUUUUGUGAUUUAUUUAUUUGUAAGUGGUAAUUUAAAUAUGAGUGUUAAACAUUUCCGUCACACUAACGUGAGCGGACGAGUUUGCCCAUAAGUUCUAUGCUAUGUCCUUUGUUGUAGUUGUCUUUGUAGAGUCACGUGCGAAUGCACGUGACAAAAACAAAUGAAAAUGGAAAUUAGAU